AUGACAGAACGAAGCGAACGUCGCCAGCAGCUGAAGACGUCGUAUGUCACCAAUGCAGACACCCGCCCCAAGGACCGCGGUGAGGCGCUACCCUCGCGGUCAGAUCGACAACGUCGACACGUCGCCGUACCAGACAACAGCCCCCACGUGAGUAUCAACGCCUCGAGCUCUAAAAGCUCGACUCAUACUCCUAUGCCAUCCGUCUCCUGUGACGGUGAUCACGCCAGCGUCCCAGCGUCGAGGGCUCCACGCAAGGUCCUUUCGAAACCUGAACCGGACGCUGGCUCCGGACAGGCUGAGGAAAACGUCCGUGUCCGAGCGAAUUUUGAAACCACUUUGGCGACGACUGGCUAUAUCAAGAAGGGCCUGCUCGCUGCCACGGACCAGCUUGUGACGAGCCACCUGUUCAGGAGUGUCCUGCUUUUUUUGAUCCUGCUCGGUGCGGUCUGGUUGGCACGCCGGCAGGUGUCAAACAUUGAUGCCGCCAUGAUCGACGUGGCUGUCCGAAGCUGGAGUCUUCUGGAGACGACUUCCCUCGCCGCGUUCGAUAUUGCUAUACGUACCGCCGCCAGUGUCGUCCAACUAUCCGUGUUGGGUGGCCGCUGGAUCGACAACCAAGGAGGGUAUCGAGGCCUCCUGCGGCAAGCCACCGAGUCGAUACUCGGCGUGGGCACACUUUGCGCGAGCACAACGACUCUGUGGAUCGCCACCUGGCUACAUAUCCCCUGCGUGCCACUUGACGUGCAGAUAGUGACUGGAAUUCUGAAUGAAACAGUCCGCGAACUUGAUGGCUGGGUUGGGAUCUCGGACACCCUACCUCCCUACAUCGACUCCUUUUAUUGGGCCACCACGCCUCUUCAGAGCGUGCAAACACGGCUCCAGUGGAGCGACGUCGCCCUCCCACCAAAGGAAGCGCUCACUAAGACGCUAACGAGAUACAUGCGGGAGCUUCUCAUUAGCGCACAACGUAUGUACAGCAUAACCCUCACAACAAACAGAUUGCUCGUGAUGGCGGUCAUCAAUCUCAAGGAAGUUCAGGUGAUGGUCGACGAAGUGACGACGCCCUCGAAACGGUGGACGUGGACAGCGCAGCAACACGCCUCUGCUGAAGAGAUGCUCUAUCGCUUGAUCGACGGUUUCGACAAGCUAAUAGCGAACACUGCCGAGGCCACGUCCUCCUGCCUUGCAACGUUGGAGAAGGCACACGCGCUUGGCCUCGAAUGCGGGGGCCUGGCCGCGCAGUGUCGAGAAGCCAUUGCCGCGAUGCCUGAGGCGCAAUACGCGUCUCCCUUUGGCCUCUUUAUUAGGAAAACCGACGAUCUCCUCACGGCGUUGAGUAGGCUUGUCCAGGACUCCACGCAGCCAAACACCAAGAGUAUCAUCGACAAGCUAGCCCAUGGUCGAAGAAAACUGAAUAACCACCGCGCAAAGCUCGCGCAGACCCGGACGGUCAUCUCUGUUUCUCGAGCUCCGACCAACGCAACGGCCCUGCAACCGCUGCGGGAAGCGAUACAUGAGGUCCUAGGGUACCUGAACACCGCAAAACAAAGACCACGGCCGAACCGAAAUUACGGCAGGCCGGACGAGGAGGGGUUCUUCACGAUGCCACCCGCUUUCUCCGCCAUGCCUGUGGUGAUGCCUGCCUCCAUCAAAGCUGCUCCUGUUGUGACGAUCACCGAAUCAUUCGGCUGA
This is a messenger RNA of Cladophialophora yegresii CBS 114405, 1692 nucleotides long. RefSeq lists its product as uncharacterized. The record is from RefSeq and is a predicted model, not a curated record. NCBI's taxonomy places the organism in Eukaryota, Fungi, Ascomycota, Eurotiomycetes, Chaetothyriales, Herpotrichiellaceae. The transcript has a single exon. Bases 1 to 1692 code for a protein of 563 amino acids.